Messenger RNA from Branchiostoma floridae (Florida lancelet), 2530 nucleotides. RefSeq lists its product as uncharacterized. Gene Ontology annotation, molecular function: extracellular ligand-gated monoatomic ion channel activity; protein binding. Gene Ontology annotation, biological process: monoatomic ion transport. The coding region runs from base 13 to 2433 and encodes 806 amino acids. NCBI's taxonomy places the organism in Eukaryota, Metazoa, Chordata, Leptocardii, Amphioxiformes, Branchiostomatidae. Gene Ontology annotation, cellular component: membrane. The record is from RefSeq and is a predicted model, not a curated record. The transcript is spliced from 12 exons.
CCCACGACUGUCAUGUCCAGCAACGAACCCACGACUGUCGUGUCCAGCACCGAACCCACGACUGUCGCGUCCAGCACCAAACCCACGACUGUCGUGUCCAGCACCAAACCUACGACUGUCGCGUCCAGCACCGAACCCACGACUGUCGUGUCCAGCACCGAACCCACGACUGUCGUGUCCAGCACCGAACCCACGACUGUCGUGUCCAGCACCGAACCCACGACUGUCGGGUCCAGCACCAAACCCACGACUGUGAUGCUCAGCACUGCACCCACGACUGCCGCGUCCAGCGCCAAACCCACGACUGUCGGAGCCAGCACCGAACCCACGACUCCGGCCAUCACACCUUUUACUGGCUGUCCUUCUGGCUACUCUGCCCAUGGGGGUUCGUGCUUCAAGGCGUACAACCAAGGCAAAACCUACAAGCAGGCCAGGCAGGUGUGUGCAGCGGACCGGGGGCUUCUGGCCAUGCCGAAGGACGAAGACGCGGACGACUUCUUGAGGGACCUGAAGGACACCGUGGAUCCCAACUCCCCUUUCUGGUUUGGCCUGAGCCAUCCGAGCGGCGAGGGAGGGUGGAUGUGGCAAGAUGGGACUCCGUACAACACAGCCACGGACUGGCCGAAUGGGGGGUGGCAGCCGGGGGAACCCGACAAUGAAGGGGAAGGAGAAGUCUGCGCUAACCACUUCCGUACCGGCUGGAACGACGCGCCCUGCUCGACUCCACACAACUUCAUCUGUCAGCUGAAUGAUGUAAUCGACUGCCCCCUGGGGUACCACCAGUGCGCACACGGACAGUCCUGCAUCCUGGCGCGGCAGCGGUGUGACGGGCGGGCGGACUGUACAGACGGGAGUGACGAGGAAGGUUGCGUGUGCCUGCCAACUCCUGUGGAUCUCAGCCUCGGCGGUAGACUUGCGAUGCUGCCGAAUCAGCUGGGCCAGACGACGUUUGAGGAGAUACAGAAUUCCUCUGCCGUGGAGCUGCUCGACAGUUCGACCAGCCACGCAGAGAGCCGGCAUCCUGAGUUCCGGGAAUUCGCAUCUACGGUCAUCUUCCCGCGAUGUGCUGUCUCCGAAGAGAACAACACAUUCUGCACUUCACAUGGAGACAACACGGCCUCGUGCAUGACACAGCUGCUGCCGUGCCACUCGUGGUGUGAGGAAGUUCUCCACAUGGCUGAUGACCGGACGAAGAACCGGUUCCCUACCUGUGACCUGUUUCCGUCACCACCACACGCCUGUUGGAACCCGGAGCCAGACAAGAAGUACAACCAAAUUUGCUACCAUGGUAGUGGCAUGAACUACCGCGGUACAUGGAAUAAAACUACAUCCGGGGCAGACUGUGUGAAGUGGUCCGCUGCGCAGGCUGGUUUCUACCCGACCAAGUACCCCUGGGCUAACCUGGAGAACAACUACUGCCGCAACCCUACUGGACUCGGACAGCCAUUUUGUAUGACGGAAGAUGGCAGCCAGGAGGAGUGUGACGUCAUUCCGUGCAAUCUCUUUCUCUGCGAGGACUUGGGUCCUCCAAACUACGGCCACAGAACCCCUCUCAAAAGGUACUACAACGUGGGGGAUAGGGUCGCGUACACCUGCAACGUGGGGUACUCACUAAAGCCUGGGGCUCCCACCGACGUGAGGUGCACUGAUGGAGGCCUCUGGCAGUAUGACAAGCCCAGCUGUUCAGUGGAUUUCCAGAUUAGGCUGGAAAAGGAGCUACUCGAUGUGUACAACACAAACCAGGCGCCUGGGGCUGAGACUGAACCUGGCAGUAAGACUGAGACUGAAAAUGAAACUAAGACUGACACUUUGGCUGAAACUGGCUCGAAAAUUGACACUAUGACUGAAACUGAGACUGAAACUGAAUCUAAAACUGACACUUUGGCUGAAACUGGCUCGAAAAUUGACACUAUGACUGAAACUGAAGCUAAGACUGACAAUAUGACGGAAACUGAAACUUUGACUGAAACUUCGAAGCGCUCUCGGUCCGUCAUCCGUUUCAAUGGCUCUGUGGAACAGAUCGUCGACUUGGACGAGAAGAAGGAGCUGCUGAUUGCCUCUGUUGCCAUCGACUUCACCUGGCAGGACAGCCGGCUGAAGUGGGAGCCAGAGUACUACGGGAACAUCCGGAAUCUCACCGUGCGGGGCAGCAGCAUCUGGACUCCGGCAUUUACUCUGAAGAUGAAUGCUGAUCCUUUGUACCAAGGCCUUCCAAAGGACGUACCGGUCCUGAUCACCAUUGAUGGUACGGUAACAUGGAGGGUGGAGACUCUGACCAGCACCAUCUGCGAUGCAGACCCGUUCUUCUUCCCUGCCGACACCAUGGAAUGCCACAUCUGUUUCUCUGUGUCCUCUGCUAUUGGGCAAACCAUCGAAUGCGGAGGGGGGAGUUCCUGCAACGUCUGGUCUCCCCCACAAGACGAGGGCGAAUAGGAUUCGGAAGGACAAGAUCUUCGCUAAAGGCGGCAAGGAGUCGUGCUUCGCUGUUUAUCUGCAAAGGGUCCCGCUGUUCCACAUCGCCACGACUGUU